AUGUCUCCCUUUCAGGAGAGAAAAUCGCUACUUCCUCCGACCCCACGUCUUGCUCUCCAUCCUCCCAAAACCAUGCAACUCGCCAUUCAGCUGCAAAAGAUGUGGGCCGUUUUCCUGGCUUUCCGGAAUAUUGCGUUUAUUGUACUCUAUCCGGCAUUUUUGGCCAUAAUUCCUGCACUCAUUCCUGGCACGGCCUCGAAAGGUGCAUUUGUUCUAUUGCUGAUGGGUGGCUAUUGGUUAACCGAAGUGAUCCCAAUCUAUGUUACCGCUUUACUACCGAUUGUUCUUGGUCCAGUUCUGGGGUUGCUGAAAUCUUCUCAGGUUUGCCAGGCCUAUAUGAAGGCCUCGAAAGGUGCAUUUGUUCUAUUGCUGAUGGGUGGCUAUUGGUUAACCGAAGUGAUCCCAAUCUAUGUUACCGCUUUACUACCGAUUGUUCUUGGUCCAAUGCUUGGAUUGAUGAAAUCCUCCCAGGUUUGCCAGGCCUAUAUGAAGGAUACGAAUAUGCUGUUCGUCGGUGGACUUUUUGUGGCGACGACGAUUGAACACCGAGGUUUGCACAAGCGAAUCGCAAUCUCAGUGCUUCGAAUUGUUGGAAGUGAUCCGAAAAUGUUGAUGCUUGGAUUCAUGAUACCCACUUGGUUUCUGUCAAUGUGGAUGAGUAAUACGGCAACCACAGCCAUGAUGAUCACCAUUGUCGAAGCCGUGCUACAAAGCUUAGCUUCCAUUGAAGAAACUCUACAACAAACUGAAGAGUCAGGCGCUGAGAAUGUAACGCAGACACUCCAACUACCACAAACGUUAGAGAAAACCAUCAAAACUGCAUCUGAGGCUAAUCCGGACUUCACUUCGGCGGAACAACAUCCAGAUCGUCACGAAGCAUCGGCCAAUGGAAACGUCAAGAUAAAAGUCACAAACCACAACAAACAGAACAGUGAAUCAGUGCAUCGAACAAUAGGAAUGAAUAAUCUUUGCAUCGGACUCAGUUUGAGUAUCUGUUAUUCAUCCACGUGCGGAGGUAUUGCAACCAUUACAGGGACUGCGCCGAAUUCAAUUUUGUUUGGCUUGGUGAACGGGAGUUUUUGUAGUAGAAGCCGUGGAUCAAAACGCGAUGCAAUGGUGAAGGAGGUUGUAGCGAAAGAACUAAGGACACUUGGAAAGUUCAAGUACGCUGAAGGCCUGUGUUGCGCCCUGUUCCUGCUGAUUACGCUUCUAUGGGUCACACGUAAUGUCGGUUCAUCUGGAUGGGAUCGAUUUUUCAACCACGAUGGUGAAAUGUAA
Echinostoma caproni is the source of this 1278-nucleotide messenger RNA. Lineage: Eukaryota; Metazoa; Platyhelminthes; Trematoda; Plagiorchiida; Echinostomatidae. The record is from the annotation of a GenBank genome assembly.